AUGGGCUGCUGCCAGAGCCGGACAAGAGGCGAUCCGCCCAAGAAAAGGGAGCCAUCCCCCAGAAUCGACGCCAAGGCCGACCUUUCAGCAGGCUCGGAGCGCGCCCUGCUUGGGGUGAGCGCCGCCUUUCUCCAGGCGCUCGAGACCCAACUCCGCCAGCAGUUUGGUGACGAGUUUGACAAGCUCACCACCUCGGAGAUUUGCACCCGCUACGUCAUGCCGCUGACCAAGGCCCGCGCCUGCGCCUGGGUCGACCUGCUCCUGGAGGACCCCGCACAGCGGCCCCACCUCGCGCCGGCCACCGUGUUUGUGUCCCAUGCCUGGAAGUACAGCUUUGCCACGACCCUGGCUACGGUGCUGUACCACGAGCGGACGGAGGUGCCGGGCGCCUACUACUGGCUCGACCUCGUGCCCAACAACCAGCACGCUGCUGUUGACCUCCCCUACGAGUGGUGGUGCAACACGUUUCAGGAGAACAUCAAGGAGAUUGGGCGGGUGUUGCUGGUCAUGAGCCCCUGGCGCGACCCGGUGCCCAUGACGCGGGCCUGGUGCCUGUUUGAAAUGAUGCACGCGCUGAAUGGGCAGGUGCAGCUGGACAUUCGGCUGCCCGAGGCCGAGGUGGACGGGUUUGUGGACGCUUUGGCGGAGGACAGCGACGCAGUGAUGGACAUGCUUGUGCGGGUGCAGGCGGAAAAGGCCGAGGCGUUCAAGGCCAGUGACCGGGCCAUGAUCUUCCAGACGGUGGAGGCGACGUUGGGCUUUACGGAACUGAACGCCCGGAUCAAGGCGGAGCUGCGGGGGUGGUGCCUGGAGCAGGCACUUGUGGCGGCCAGAGCCCGAGAGGUGGAGGACGGCGAGGGGGCGGGGUUUGCAAGUUUUUGUAUGCAGAUUGGAAAGGUGUUGAGGGAGUUUGGCGAGUACGAGCAAGCGCUCGAGUACUACGGCAAGGCGUUGAAGAUCCGAUUGGCGACGCUGGGCGAGGCGCACCCGGACACGGCCACCACCUACAACAACAUGGCUCUGUGUCUACAACAACCAGGGCCAAACCAGGGCCAGUACGAGCAGGCGCUCGAGUACUACGGCAAGGCGUUGAAGAUCCAACUGGCGACGCUGGGCGAGGCGCACCCGGACACGGCCACCACCUACGACAACAUGGCCAGUGUCUACGACAGCCAGGGCCAGUACGAGCAGGCGCUCGAGUACUACGGCAAGGCGUUGAAGAUCCAAUUGGCGGCGCUGGGCGAGGCGCACCCCGCCACGGCCACCACCUACAACAACAUGGCUGGUGUCUACUAUAACCAGGGCCAGUACGAGCAGGCGCUCGAGUACUACGGCAAGGCGUUGAAGAUCCAACUGGCGACGCUGGGCGAGGAACACCCGGACACGGCCACCACCUACAACAACAUGGCCAGUGUCUACGAGAACCAGGGCCAGUACGAGCAGGCGCUCGAGUACUACGGCAAGGCGUUGAAGAUCCGACUGGCGACGCUGGGCGAGGCGCACCCGGACACGGCCACCACCUUCAACAACAUGGCUUUUGUCUACUACAAACAGGGCCAGUACGAGCAGGCGCUCGAGUACUACGGCAAGGCGUUGAAGAUCCACUUGGCGACGCUGGGCGAGGCGCACCCGCACACGGCCACCACCUACAACAACAUGGCCAUUGUCUACAAGACCAGGGCCAGCGCACCCCUCACGGGCACCACCUUCAACAACAUGGCUUUUGUCUACUACAAGCAGGGCCAGCACGAGCAGGCGCUCGAGUACUACGGCAAGGCGUUGACAAUCCAAUUGGCGACGGUGGGCGAGGCGCACCCGCACACGGGCAUCACCUACAACAACAUGGCCAUUGUCUACAAGACUCAGGGCCAGUAUGAGCAGGCGCUCGAGUACUACGGCAAGGCGUUGAAGAUCAAGUUGGCGACGCUGGGCGAGGCGCACCCCUCUACGCGCCGAGUUCAAUCGGAAAUCUGCGAGCUAACGGGAGCCAG
Monosiga brevicollis MX1 is the source of this 1991-nucleotide messenger RNA. RefSeq lists its product as uncharacterized. The transcript is spliced from 5 exons. NCBI's taxonomy places the organism in Eukaryota, Choanoflagellata, Craspedida, Salpingoecidae. The annotation marks the transcript as partial. Gene Ontology annotation, molecular function: protein binding. Gene Ontology annotation, cellular component: kinesin complex. The record is from RefSeq and is a predicted model, not a curated record.